This is a messenger RNA of Phlebotomus papatasi, 2001 nucleotides long. RefSeq names its product Y+L amino acid transporter 2. Gene Ontology annotation, molecular function: L-amino acid transmembrane transporter activity. Lineage: Eukaryota; Metazoa; Arthropoda; Insecta; Diptera; Psychodidae. The record is from RefSeq and is a predicted model, not a curated record. The transcript is spliced from 8 exons. Gene Ontology annotation, cellular component: membrane. Gene Ontology annotation, biological process: amino acid transmembrane transport. The coding region runs from base 330 to 1805 and encodes 491 amino acids.
ACACAAUAAUUGUGUGAACUUGAAUGGAGUUGUACCAGUUUAAUGCGAAAUAAUAUUUAGAGUCAUCAGUUUUGUGCGGACAACCGUUAAGGAAGGAUACCAAAGACGGUUGAACAUACAGCUUGUGGUUUGUCUCGCAUUUCAUCUCUCAGAUUUCAACCCCAUUAUCCAACUACUGGAACAUAAAACCUAUAAAACAAUGAUAGUAACGUGUUAAUUCUCAGUGAAAUAGUUUUAUUAGUUUAUGUGAACUUUUAAAUUUUAGUAGUUAUAUUAAAAUUUUGUCCCGAGUCUAGAGAGUGUCCAAUUAGGUCAGCUACAAUCAUCAGAUGGAUAGCAAAGCAUCACGCAAAGCAUCGGCUCAGAACAAUGAGGAUACAGAGAGCACCAAGAAUGUGUCUGCGGGAGACGAUGUGGCUCUUAAGGCCAAAAUGAGCCUCCUCAAUGGUGUUACUGUGAUUGUGGGCUCGAUCAUUGGAUCGGGCAUCUUUGUAUCUCCUACAGGAGUCCUCAAGUACACAGGCAGUGUCAAUAUGGCUCUCAUAGUCUGGACUGUCUCCGGUGUUUUUUCCAUGAUCGGCGCAUAUUGCUAUGCAGAACUUGGGACUAUGAUAACCAAAUCAGGAGCUGAUUAUGCAUACAUCAUGGAAACCUUUGGGCCCUUCAUGGCAUUUAUAAGGCUUUGGAUCGAGUGCAUGAUCGUUCGUCCUUGCUCCCAGGCCAUCGUGGCACUCACUUUCAGUGUGUACGUCAUGAAACCCUUCUUUCCGGAAUGCCAACCACCUGAAGAGUCCGCAAGAAUGCUUGCAGUAUGCUGCAUUUGUGUGUUAACUUUUGUAAACUGUUGGGAUGUCAAAUGGGCAACAAAAGUGCAAGAUGUUUUUACAUUUGCCAAAUUACUCGCUUUAUUCAUCAUUAUAUUUGUUGGAGCAUAUUUGUUGUUUACUGGACAUGUUGAAUAUUUUACAUUUGAAAAUACCCAAGGUGAUGUGUCCAACAUCGCCCUAUCAUUUUAUUCGGGUCUUUUUGCAUAUAACGGCUGGAACUAUCUCAAUUUUAUCAUAGAAGAACUCAAGGAUCCUAUUAAAAAUCUCCCACGUGCCAUUGCAAUCUCUUGCACUCUUGUGACUGUGGUCUAUGUCUUAGCCAAUGCUUCAUUUUAUACCAUCCUAUCGCCCGACGAGGUCCUUGGAUCAGAAGCGGUGGCUGUGACAUUUGCCGAUAGGAUUUUCGGAAGCAUGGCUUGGACAAUUCCAGUAUUUGUAGCCCUUUCGACUUUCGGUGCCGUAAACGGUAUCCUUUUGACUUCAUCGAGAUUGUUCUACGCAGGAGCCUGUGAGGGUCAGAUGCCUGAAAUUCUGACAAUGAUUCAAAUUCAUCGAAUGACACCUACACCUGCUGUUCUCAUCAUGGCCCUACUAUCAAUGUUAUAUUUGAUGUCUUCUGACAUCUUUGCUCUCAUCAAUUAUGUUGGUUUUGCCACAUGGUUAAGCAUAGGUGUAUCUGUACUAUGCUUACCCUGGCUUAGAUGGGCCCAACCGAAUCUACCAAGACCAAUUAAAGUGAAUCUCAUCUUCCCUAUUAUCUACCUUCUGGCCACAAUAUUUGUUACAGUCGUUCCUAUGUACGCUAGUCCAGUUGAGACUGGUUAUGGCGUCCUUAUGAUCUCAUCUGGAAUUCCAGUCUAUUUCAUCUUCAUAUCGUGGAAGAACAAGCCAAAAUGGUUCCGAAAACUGAUGGGAGGACUUACAGUAAUUCUUCAAAAAACUAUGAUAGUUACAAGGCCUAAGUCAAGUCUAAAGUGAGUAUUACUGGAUUUCUUCAAAAAAUCUUGCUGGUCGUGGGUAAAUCAAGGUCAACAAAAAUUUAAUUGCCAAACGAAACUGAGAUGAUAGCUUUUAAUAAUUUUUAAAAUAGCAUUUUUUAUUUAUCUUCACUGAUAUUACCAAUUGUUUUAUAAUAAAAAAAAAGAACAUUUCCAAUAAAGUAACUCUAAAUGGC